Messenger RNA from Ziziphus jujuba (common jujube), 1465 nucleotides. Its product is annotated as protein OXIDATIVE STRESS 3 LIKE 4. The record is from RefSeq and is a predicted model, not a curated record. NCBI's taxonomy places the organism in Eukaryota, Viridiplantae, Streptophyta, Magnoliopsida, Rosales, Rhamnaceae. The transcript is spliced from 2 exons. The coding region runs from base 473 to 1273 and encodes 266 amino acids.
UUCCCUAUCUGAAAACUAUUUUGUCUUUCUCUCUCUAUCUUUCCCUCUCUCUCUCUCUCUCUCUCUCUAAAAGAAGAAGAAGAAGAUUAGAAGAAAGGACACUAAUAGUCUCACAAAACUUUUUAUCUUUCUUAUUUUGACAACCCAAAAAAAAAAAAAGGAAAAAACCCACCAUUUUUAUCUAUAUCUGCUUCUUCUUCUAUUAUCUUUCUUAUCAUACCCACAGCCCCCCUUUUAAUCUCUCUCUUUUCUCUGUCUUUACUCUGUCUCUUCGUUAUUUGAACAACUUCUUCUUUUUUUUUUUUUUUUUUUUUUUUUGGGUUUUUGGUUUAUACCGCCAAUUGAUGACAACAACCCCCUUGAUUUGGAAGCUCAAGCGGAGGAGAAGACGAAGCGGCGAAGGCUAAAUCCGAAAAUUUCUUUAAUACUUCUUUUCUGUACCUAAUUAGAACGAGAAAAGCCCUGUGCUCUCAUGGAGGUCUUGUUGGGUCCCACCUUUACCAUAGAUGUUUCUUCCUCUCCGGCUUACGCUAGGGAUAGAGGAGGAGCUGCUACUGCUCAGGAGAAGCACGCCGCCGUUGCUUCCUGCUUGUUUCUCAAGGACGACGGUGUCGUCGGUUCGGAUAUUAGGAUCAGCGGCAAGGAGAAGCCUCGCUCGGACGACGAGUCGUCGGAUAGCUCGUCGACGAUCGGUGUUCCGGACGACAGUGAUGAAGAAGAUGAUGCGUCGUCUAAAGGCGAUGGAGGUAGUGAUGAGGUCCAGAGCAAGUUCAGUAGAGGAGGAGGGUUUGGUUCUCUGGGUUCUCUGAGUUCACUGGAAGAGACUCUUCCAAUCAACAGGAGAGGAUUAUCCAACUACUUCUCUGGAAAAUCGAAGUCGUUUGCAAAUCUAUCAGACGUGAGCGCAGUUAAUAAUGUCAAACAAGUUGAGAAAGCAGAGAACCCAUUUAACAAAAGGAGAAGAGUCUUAAUUGCGGCGAAGUGGUCAAGAAAAUCAUCUUUCUACAAUUGGCCAAACCCAAAAUCCAUGCCCCUUUUGGCUCUCAAUGAAGAAGAUGAUGAUGGUGAACAACAAGCCCCCCAAUCUUCUUUCGCGGAUAAAGAACAGAAACGACAACAACAUGAACAUGAAGAUCAUGAUGGUGAUGAUGAUGAACAUCAUGAAGAAGAAACUGAAGGACUUGCAAAAUUGCGUGAGACCAGGAAGCUCAACAGCUUCAAAUCAAAAAGUUGUUUCUCUCUCACUGAUCUGCAAGAACAUACCCAAUCAUAACUCCAAAUAGUUUUCAGUUUUUCUUUUCUCUUUUUUUUUUUUUUUCUUUUAUUUUCUUUUAUCUAUUUUAUUUUUGGGUUUUAUUCCACUCAAAAACAAAAAGGAAAAAUUAGUGAAAUGCAAUGCUAAGGACAACCUCUUCAUUUUCUUUUAUUGAAUAUUUUAAUGGUAAUGGAUAUGGAUAUACAUGAA